This is a messenger RNA of Notolabrus celidotus (New Zealand spotty), 939 nucleotides long. Its product is annotated as olfactory receptor 52N5-like. The coding region runs from base 1 to 939 and encodes 312 amino acids. Lineage: Eukaryota; Metazoa; Chordata; Actinopteri; Labriformes; Labridae. The record is from RefSeq and is a predicted model, not a curated record. The transcript has a single exon. Gene Ontology annotation, molecular function: olfactory receptor activity; G protein-coupled receptor activity. Gene Ontology annotation, biological process: G protein-coupled receptor signaling pathway. Gene Ontology annotation, cellular component: membrane.
AUGGAAAACAAUACUGUCAGUUUAGAUGUGUUGCAGCUGGAGGGGUUAAAUGUGAGCCCCAAAGCUUCUGUCCCCGCCUUCAUCCUCCUCCUCCUCAUCUACGUCUUCAUCAUGGUGUCCAACAUCGGCCUGGUGGUCCUGAUCCUCAUGGAGACGAGCCUCCAUGAGCCCAUGUAUCUGCUCUUCUGUAACAUGAGUAUAAACGACGUGUUUGGAGCCACGAGCAUCAUCCCCCGUCUGCUCAGCGACGUGUUUACUCCAUUCUCUCAGAGAUACAUUCAUUACCUACACUGUGCUGUUCAGGCCUUCUGUAUUCACUUUCAUGCAGGGGCCUCUUAUUCAGUGCUCAUGGUCAUGGCUUUUGAUCGCUACGUGGCCAUCUGCAACCCUCUGCGAUACACCACAAUAAUGACCAACAGGAUGGUGGUGAAGCUGUCGUUGGGGGCCUGGGUAGCAGCCCUCAUCUUUGUCACAAUCCUCCUGGGUCUCACCUAUCGCCUGACGCGCUGCAGGAAGAUAAUAAACAACCCUUUCUGUGAUAACCCCUCCAUGUUUAAACUCUCCUGUCAGAAUCUCCUCAUCAACAACAUCUACGGCCUCGGCAUGGCCGUUGUGAUCCUGGGCUCCUCCCUCUGCAGCAUCUCUUUCACCUACCUGAGGAUUGCCAUGGUGUGUUUGAGCAGCAAGAACAAGGUGCAGAUCAGCAAAGCGCUGCAGACGUGCAUCUCUCACUUAGCUGUGUUCCUCAUCCUGCUCCUGUCAGGCGGCAUCAUCAGCAUCCUCCAUCGUUUCCCUAAAUUAUCAGAUGAGAGGAAGCUUGCGUCCAUCUUGUUCCAUGUGGUUCCUCCCUCUUUGAAUGCUGUUAUCUAUGGACUGCAAAUCAAAGCAGUGAGAGAGAAAAUAAAGAUCAUAUUCAACAGCAGUGUGUCAGAGAAAUGA